Messenger RNA from Mizuhopecten yessoensis (Yesso scallop), 2478 nucleotides. RefSeq lists its product as uncharacterized. Gene Ontology annotation, molecular function: fructose-2,6-bisphosphate 2-phosphatase activity. Bases 99 to 1589 code for a protein of 496 amino acids. NCBI's taxonomy places the organism in Eukaryota, Metazoa, Mollusca, Bivalvia, Pectinida, Pectinidae. The record is from RefSeq and is a predicted model, not a curated record. Gene Ontology annotation, biological process: negative regulation of glycolytic process; positive regulation of DNA repair; fructose 2,6-bisphosphate metabolic process. Gene Ontology annotation, cellular component: cytosol. The transcript is spliced from 5 exons.
GAAGAACUGUCUGGCAUGUCUGGUGCACGGUGGAAGGGAUGUGUGCGAAGGUCGUAUUAAUCGUGUAAAGUUUCGUUGUGACAGAAAAUCAGAAGACCAUGGUGGUGUUUUCCUUGACACUUGUCCGACAUGGAGAGACCCUUUAUAACAGAAAAAAGAUCCUGCAAGGCCAGACAGAUGUGCCAUUAUCACAAGUGGGAAUACAGCAAGCCAAGAUGGCCGCAAACCGCCUGGAGAGUGAGAACUUCACUCAUGUGUUCUCUAGCGACCUCAGUCGGGCCAAUCAGACAGCUCAGGUCAUCAUGGAGGGUAACAGUGUGUGUCACAGCACCGUCGUCACCGAUAAGCGACUCCGUGAAAGGAAAUUUGGUACACUAGAGGGAAAGUCGCACAAGGAGCUGAUUGCUGCUGCCAAGAAAGCCAACACCAACGUGGCCAGCUACACCCCCCCUGGUGCUGAAACUAACUUACAGAUGCAAGAACGUGCAAUGUCAUUUUUUCGUGAUCUAUGCAAACUUCUGGUGGCCUUCAUGAAUGAGUCAGAAGAUAAUGAAUAUACCCCAGGAUCUAUCAAACAGCGGCACGGUGGCAGCCUUGGGCGCAACAGUGGCAACAUACGCAACCGUCUAGUGAGCAGUCGGCGUAGCCAGUCUUUCUGUGGCAUUGCAUCCAUGUCAGAUACCCCUGAUCUAGAUAUAUACAAUGAUUACCAGUCAUCUGAUCAGAAACGACGCAAGUACGAGAAAGAUCAUGAGACCAGCGACGAUCCUGAGGACAGUUCUUGUCACAAUGCUUCGUCAUCAUCAACAGUAGCAGCAGCAAAUCAUUCUGCACGAUCACAGGACACAAAUGGAGGGUUGUGUUCUUCUCAAGACGAGAAUCUCGCUGACACUGUGAUAGGCAGGUCAAACUCCAGCAGUUCUUCAGGCUACGCAAGCCUGCCAGACGGAACAGACCUGUCAGACAAAGACAGUGAGGAUCAGGUUGAACGAGAGGACCAGUCGGAGGCUAAGAAAGCUAGUAUAGAGAACCUGUUUACUCCCACUGGUUACCUAGAACUUAAUAGUGAAUCCCCAGACAAUUUCUCUAAUUCUGAAAAUGAACAAUCUUCAGAUUCGCCAGCUCAUAUUAAGCCAGAUUCUGACCAAGCACAUCACAACAGUUUCAGCCCUGAAACCUUUGUCACUGGCCCUUCAGUGAUCAACAGGUCCCCAGCAGGCGGUUACUGUCCAAAUGUGUCCCUGUCUCCACUCCUGGCCCAUCGCCUGUCCAGUGUGUCCAGCAUCAGUUCGGGUCGCAACAGUUCAUUUGACGACAUGGACGGACUACCACCCACCGUGGCAGACGUCCUCAUCGUCAGCCAUGGUGGAUUCAUCAAGGAAAUGAUUCGACACUUUGUUGACAAUCUGGGCUGUAAGAUACCAGGAGGUAAGAGUCAUGCACUGAAAGUGUGUGCCAACUGUAGCCUUUCUAAGUUCACUGUGACCGUGCACAAUGUCAGCGAGACACCAACUGUCAGUUGUAUCACUAUCAAUGAGAGAGACCACCUCCGGGAAGUAGAGGUCACAGAAUUUGACUUAGCUCUCUAGCAUCUCCUACAUGUCUCAGACUUUCAUCUCUCUCGCGUCUCCUACAUGUCUCAGAAAACAUCUCAUUUUUAGACUGAAAUAGGAUGUUUUUUUUCCUAUUUCAUCAUGCAUAGUUUUACCAAUUGUUUCUCACCAUAUGAGAAAAAAAUUCUCGCUAAAGUUAAAUUAUCUCUUUAUUUCAUUUUCAAGUUGCAAUGUUGCCAAUAAUUGUAUAAUAGACUGAUCCUUUCUUUUUCGAUGACAAUGUUUCUUUCAACAAAUGUGAACAUGUUUACCAACUCAAAUUAAUUGGAUAUCAUUUUUAUAUAUAUGGUAUAUUAUAUAUAUCAAUUAAAGAGAUAUCAAUGCUUUAAAAGUUAGCAAUAACUUGAAAGUCUUCACUUGAAGUUAACAAAAAACGUAAGAUAGACUGCGAUACAUAAUUGGUACUCUCAUCCAUUUUAUCACUUUCCAACAAUAAUUACUUUAGUGAAAAUUCAUCAUCAUUUAUUUUGAUAAUUCUGCAGCCACCACAUGUAAUAUAUAUAGUUUUGCACCAGAUCUGAUAUGACUUGUACAGGCUAUAUAUAUAUAUGUAUUUUAACAAACAGUCAGUUGGUUUAUAUGUACAAUCCCCUUCCCGUCCAGCCUCAUUAGUUGAUCUGUAGAUUAUAAGUAGUAUUAAGUUUCUAAACAUGAGUAAAUAUCAAUUAUCACCAUUCAAAUACUAUUGUUGCAGAAACUAGGUAGUUAUAAGUAAUUUAAUACUGAAAUAUGUUGUGAAAAAUUGACAAUAUCAGUUUGUAAAAUUGCUCGAAAGUUGUUUAAAUUGGCAUUCAAAUAUUCCGUCUUUGCGUAUUACAGAGUUAUCUUCUCUUGGGAACAGGUAUUGAUUGUUACGUCAUUGAUU